GAAAAUUGUUGUUGAACCUAAUAGUAGUAUUUUAGCUGCGUCUUGAGCAACUCAAGAUCAUACUGCUUCGCUAUAUUAUGUUUUUGGUUAUCAAAAAGGACAAAGUCGCGCGAUGUACAGUGAUCAAUAAUCGAGAAGAAUUCCCAUUGUCAUAAGUGCUUUCCAGUGAUACUGAUACUGAAACGUGUCAGCAGAAAAUUGUGCAAAAUGCCUAAACGAAAACGUGCUAAAUCACCUAACUUAGACCUGUUAGAAGAUGGAUUCGACGAUGAAUUGAGUUCCAAUGACGACAAACCAGGGACCCCCAUUCAACGGAAUGCAGCCAACGCUAGAGAAAGGGCCCGCAUGCGUGUUCUGUCGAAGGCGUUCUUUAACCUCAAGCGAAACAUCCCAUGGGUUCCAGUAGAUACGAAAUUAUCCAAAUUAGACACCCUAAGACUAGCGAAAAACUACAUUAGCUACCUGGCGGCCACUUUGAAUGGUCAAUCAGUGGAUGAAUUUUCUACCAACCUAGCGCAACCAGCCAAGACGGCGUGGCCGUUCAUUUUCCAACCAAUGCCAACACAUGAGAAUACAAAAGGAAAAUCAGAUCCAAACCAAGGCAAUCUCGAAAAAUGGCCCAGCAAUCGAUCGUGCGUUACAGCAACGGCGGCACCACCAAAAUCAGAAAGCAAUAUCAAAUCACCACGUUUCUCGCCUUUGACGGCUAGAGCGGCGACAACAUCUGCUGGCGGAUCAUUUCCAACAGAUGAAAUGGAUUUCAGCGAAUCAAGUUCUUUGGGAUUAGGUCAACACCAUCAUCAUCAUAAUCAUGCAAUUGUUCAUCAUAUCCGGCAGCAGCAUCAGAACCAUCAUCAUCAUAAUUUAGGUACGGCGGGUAUGGAUGCGGCCACCCACUUGUCAAGCUACUGAGAAAAUGCUCCAUAUACACUAGUCACUCGAAAGACGAAGAUUAAUAGCAUCAUGAAAACAACUAAUGGUGUAAAAUCGGCCCGUACUUUAUUACUAUUAAAGGAUACGGAAGAAAAAAAACUAACUUUAAGUCAGAAAGUAUUAUUUAAAUUAUUUUGCAAAGAAACAAAUAUCAGAAUAAACUAAAAUUAUUAUGAUUUUA
Messenger RNA from Wyeomyia smithii (pitcher-plant mosquito), 1114 nucleotides. It is a transcript of the gene HLH54F, whose product is annotated as neurogenic differentiation factor 1. NCBI's taxonomy places the organism in Eukaryota, Metazoa, Arthropoda, Insecta, Diptera, Culicidae. The transcript is spliced from 3 exons. Bases 208 to 912 code for a protein of 234 amino acids. The record is from RefSeq and is a predicted model, not a curated record. Gene Ontology annotation, biological process: developmental process; regulation of transcription by RNA polymerase II. Gene Ontology annotation, molecular function: DNA-binding transcription factor activity, RNA polymerase II-specific; RNA polymerase II transcription regulatory region sequence-specific DNA binding; protein dimerization activity.